Messenger RNA from Macrosteles quadrilineatus (aster leafhopper), 3311 nucleotides. RefSeq names its product coiled-coil domain-containing protein 102A. The record is from RefSeq and is a predicted model, not a curated record. The transcript has 10 exons. Lineage: Eukaryota; Metazoa; Arthropoda; Insecta; Hemiptera; Cicadellidae. The coding region runs from base 264 to 1859 and encodes 531 amino acids.
UUCAUUGCCUAAUCGUUAUCGCUACGCUAGGAAUAGGCCUAUAUUUACAUUACACUUUAAUAUGAGUGGUUUAUUUAUAAUCAUUAAAAAUAUUGAUGUGCACAAUACUUAUUAAAGGUUUAAAGAAGGAUUUGUUUCCACGUUUUGCCUUGGCGUUCAAAAAGUCAUGGGUUCAAUUUAGAGCCAACCACUGUUCAUUUCUUAUUUUCCCAAUAAUAUAUCUAGGCCUACUGUGAAUAUUUAUGUGACUCUGAAAAGGAAUAAUGGCGCAUGGAACGUCAGGUAGUAGCACAUCAUCACGGGCAGCUGUGAUGGGACGCUAUGUUGGAGGGGAUACAGAGUGGGAGGCCAAAGAAGCCCUGCGUCAACGGGAAUUGGAGGAAGCUCGUGCUCGGGCAGCUCAGAUGGAAAAGACAAUGCGAUGGUGGUCCGAUUGUACAGCUAACUGGCGCGAGAAAUGGAGCAAGGUACGAAAUGAAAGAAAUAAAGCACGCGAAGAAGCAAAAAUGCUUAGGUCAAAGUUGGAUGCAUCACUCAAAGAUAUUAACACUUACAAAAGAGAAAGACAGGAACUUGAAGCCCAGAACGAACAAAUGAGAAAGGAAUUGGAAAAAAUACAUCUUCUUUUGCUCAAACAUGCGGGGCAAUGGGACCAUAAGCUCCUCGAAGCUCUGGAAAGUGUUGAUUCGGAGAAAGAUAUCUCGACAGAUGACCACGCCAAUGAGAAUACUACCACUGGUGAAGACGACAGAACUUCGGCGGAAAAAGAUUCAGGCAUCGAAGAAUACGUGCUGCAGGGAGCUGUUCCAAAGCAUGCAGUAGAGCUGUAUGAUGGCAAGGACUCUCUGUUAGAGAGGGAUAUAGACUGUGACUCUAAUACCGUGGGAGACCACGACACGUUGAGCACAAUUGGUACAGACGCUGAGAGCUUGAUGAAGCGUACUUGCAAGAAAGAUGCUUUUGUGUCAUCUCCUGACGAGGAGGAAAUGCGGCAGAAAUUGUCAAUGCUGCAAUUGAGACUGGACGAGGCGACCAAAACACUCCAAGUUGAACGAGAGGAGAAGCUGGCACUUCACCGCAACCUAGAGAGAUUAGAAAUGGAACUGGCAGAGAGCAAGGAGAAGUGUGAGGACCUGAGAGUGUCUAGACAAGAGGCUGUUAGAGAACUGCUGCAACUACAGGACCAGCAUCAGGAUACUGUGGCAUUGAUCCAAGCAGAUCUUAUGGACGAGGCAACCAGUAGAGAGGGGAUGGACAGACGAUUAGCUGAUUUGAGAGCCCAGCUGGAGAGGCUGCAGGCAGAAAACGCAGCAGAGUGGGGCAAACGUGAGCGACUGGAAACAGAGAAACUCAACUUGGAGCGGGACAACAAGAAGCUGCGAAGUGAGCUGCGCGAUGCCCAGGAGCGACUGGAGAGACGAGGACGUCCAACAACCACUGCGGACACAGAACUGCGACAACUACAGCAGGAAGUGUCUGAUAGGGGCAAGGAAUUGGGUGACCUGAAGCAUUCGCACAGUAAGCUGAAGAAGAUGGUGGCAGACAAGACAACAGAGCUGGCCCACGCGGUGCGUCGCGCGGAACAGUACGAGACUGAGGUGAAGAGGCUCCGUUCUCGGGUGGAGGAGCUGAAGAGAGAACUGGCCGUAGCAGAGGACGAGAUAGACUCUGCAACCAACAAUAUCAGGAAGCUUCAACGAUCAAAUGAUGUCCUUCAAGAACAAGUCCAGGUUCUAGAAGUUCAAGUCAAACACCUUCAAACUAGUAAGGCGGAGGAAUCGGAAGUUGAUGACGGAGAGGAAGGAGAUGAAGAACCUAGCAGCGGAACACGAGUAUCUCACAUCGCAGUCCCGUCUUGAGGACUGAUGAAGCCAGCGACGACGACUAGCCUGUGCUUCCUCCAACUUCAGUUAGGUUAGGUUAGUCAAAAAUGUACUUGCUGACAUCCCACAUUGGGAAACUUGUAGAGUAUUGUAUAUCAAUAGUUCUGCCUAAAACUUAAACAAGUUUAAGUAUCCGAAUGUGGAAUCUCUUGUUAAUUUUCAAGGGGAGUUUUCAGGUGUUUUAGAUCGCGAAAGAAGUCAUUUUAUGCUGAUAAACUGCAGCUUGUGACUAAGCCAGGUCUCGUGUUGGCCAGGCAUUCCAAGUCUUACAGGUUCAAAGACCACCUUGGCCAAUAAUCUUCUUAAAAAACAAAAGUCAAAACGGGAUUUAUUAUAGUGAAUCCGUGAUUAGGAAUGGCCUUCCAUUUAAUAAUAUAUGUAAUUUUUUUAGACAGUGCCAAUAAAAAAAAAAUUGUGUAGCUCCCACAUAAAAAAAAACAUUUACAAACAUCCACUAAUCGCUGUGAGCUCAAAAUUCUAAGUACUGUAAUUCCUGUAUCGAUUCAUUGAUAUGAUUUAUCAAUCUUUUGAUUAGUUAUUAGAUGUAAUGUUGGCAAGUGGAGGUGAUAAUGACGUGUCCUUGUUUUGGUUAGGAGCUAAAUUCCAUAUGAUCAUCUAUUAUUACAUAAUGUUUAUGUACAUGGAAAAAAACAUGUAUUCAACUAAUUUUGAAUUCAUUGUGUUCAUUGUAUGUGUUCUUUAUUGUAUCUUAUCUUGUGUUUUCACUGAUAAGUGUAAGUGCACAAAAUAUUGUUUCUUAUAAACACAAUAUUCCAGUCUUAUUUUAAUCGACGACUUCAUUCCAGUUGUACCUUAUUGUUCCUUUGAUAAGUUAUAUCUUCCAUCACAUUGAUAUAAUCAAUAAUAAGUCAAAAGAUGUGAUAGUUCCAGCAAUCUUUAGCAUAUAGUGAGUAAUGUUAAUUAUGUUAAAGCUGUACUUUUAGUAUUUUGGAUCAACGACUAAAUAUUUUUGGUUGGGUUAGUCACAGUGGAUAAUAUUUUAUUACUCUUCCAUUAACAACACAUUUUAAUUUAUGUUUUGUAUAAGGCUGCAAAUGAAAAGUAUUAAUUUUAAGAUAGGCUUUCCAAAAAUCUAAAUGUUGUAUCUAUUUUUCACUUAACACAUUCAAAUCAGAAUUAUAUUAUGGUACAAUCAUAUACUUUCAAUACAUGAGUUCUUGUAUAGCACAAACCUAGCCAUUGCUAGCUAUAGAUUAAAAACCAAAUAUUUGAAUCAAACACUUAGAUUUUAUCAGUGGUUUGAACUCUAUAUGUAGGAUGAACGGGUAUUUUACAUUAUGUUUUAUAACAGGCAUGCAGUUAGUACAUAUUUGUAUGUAGUUGUGUUUCCUCCAUAAAAAUAACAUUGGAAUGGAAUUUUAAAUAUAAAAAAAUUAAACUUUUUAAAAUGUUAAAUUUAAAAAAAAA